Molecule: messenger RNA, 6828 nt
Organism: Plasmodium relictum
Lineage: Eukaryota; Apicomplexa; Aconoidasida; Haemosporida; Plasmodiidae
Product: conserved Plasmodium protein, unknown function
Exons: 4
Coding region: 1-6828 (2275 amino acids)
Molecular function (GO): protein binding
Source: RefSeq, a predicted model, not a curated record
AUGGAAGAAUAUACUGAGGAAAUUAUUGAUAAUUUAUCAAAUAAAGAAAAAAUAUAUAAUGAAAAGAAAUUUGUAUAUACAAAAAAUGAUUUUUUAUAUGCCUACAAGGAGUUAAUAUUAAAUAAAAGAGGUAUCAACGAUAGUGAUCCAUGUUAUGAUAAAUUCAAAGUUCCUGAUUCAUAUGGAAAUAAAGGAAACAUUAAAAAGGAAGAAGAAACUAUAAAUGAAAAUGAAAUAAAUAAAAAUCAAAUAAAAAGUGAUACAUUUGAUGUUGAAAAUAAUUUUAACAAAAAUAUUUUAAAUGAAUCAUUAGAUUCGAAUAAUCCUUUAAAUAUAAAUAAAAAAAGUUCUUUUCUUACAAAAAGUAACAAAUUUAGUAAAGUUUUUGAUAUUAAUUCUAGUAGUUUAAGUAAUAAUAAUGAAAAUAUUGAUAAUAAUAAUAAUAAUAAUAAUAAUAAUAAUAAUAAUAGAAAUGGUUUUAAAAAAAGUAAUCUUUAUGUUGAUAAUAACAAAAAAUUAAUAUGGAGAGAAAACAAUAAAGGAUUAUCAUCGUGGAGAUAUGCAAAAGGAAAUAAUAAAUUAAGUGAUAAUCGAGAUGAAGUAAGAAGAAAUAAAAGUUAUAAUAAACAUUUUAAUGAUAUGAAAAUUUCGUCACCGAUUGAUUCUAAUGAUGAAAAUGAUAAUAACGAUUUAAGUAAAUUUUCUAAUCAAACUAAUUAUGUUAAAGAUAGAAAUUUAAUUAACAUAAAAAGAGAAGAAAUUUUUAAUGAUCAUUUAAAUGAUCAAAACGUAAGUAGUAUUAAUAAUGCUAACUUGAAUUUAAUAAAUAACAAUGAUAAUAAUGCUAAUGAAAUUUUAAAUGAUCCAGAGAAUGCAAAUAAAUCUAUUGAGAAUUUGGGAAUUUUAAGUUAUUCUAAUUCAACAAAUAAAAACCAAAAUUUUUCUAAUACAACAGGUUUUUAUAAUAAUGGAAAUAAUACAAUUAAAAAAGUAAAUGAUAUAUUUAAUAAUUCUUCCUUUCAUUCAACUAAUUGUAAUUUUAAUAAUAAUAAUAGUAACAAUAGUCAUUUAGAUGAAUGGAAGAUUAAAAAAUACAAAAAGUAUAAUAAUAAUGAUAGUUAUAGAAUUAUAGAAGAAAAUAUAAAAAAAGAAAGUAAAAAUGAAUAUUCAGACAUUUUCCAAAAUAAAAAUAGUGAUAUUAACAAAAGUAAUAUGAAUAUACAAAAUAAUGCUCAUGAUAUUAAUCACUGUAAUUAUAAUCAACAACAAUUUUUAGGAAAAAUUGAAUAUAAUAAUGUAAAUGAUAUAGAAAAUAAAGUAAAUUAUAAUGAAGUAAUAAAUAAAAGCAAUAUAAAUAAUAAUUCAGAACAUUUAUCCAGCAGUAUGAAUAAAAAAAAUGGAAAAAUCAAUAAGGUUUCUAACUCAUACGAAAAUUUAAAAAAUCAGUCAACUAAUUAUAUAAAUUCUAGUUAUUUCAAUACAAACAAAAACAUUAAAUUAAAUGAAAAAAAAAAUUCCAAAAGUGACAAAAACAUAGCUGAAGAUGAUUGGAGUUCUAUAAGAAAAAAAUCAAUAUUAACUGAUAAUAAAAAAGCAACAGAUGAUUUAAUUUGGCAUAAAAUGAGUGAGCAGUUUGAUAGAAAAAAUAAAAAUGCCAUUGAUUCCUUGGAUAGUAAAAUUGAUAGUAGUAACAAUAACAACAAUAAUAAUAAUAAUAAUUAUAGUAAUAAUGAUAAUGAUAAUAAUAUUAGUAAUAAUAAUAAUAAUGAUAAUAAUAUAAAUAAUAAUAGUAACAUGGAUAAUAAUAAUUUGAAUAAUAAUAAUAAUAAUAUGAAUAAUAAUAACAGUAGUAACAUUAAUAAUAAUAAUUAUAGUAAUAAUAAUAUUAAUAAUAAUAAUAAUAAUUUGAAUAAUAAUAAUAAUAAUAAUAGUAUUGUCAAUAAUAAUAGAAAUAAUAAUUAUGAUCAUUUAGUAUCAAAGAAUGAAAAAGCUUAUUUUAUGCAGAAGGAUAAUUAUAAUAAAGAAAAUGUAAGUAAUAAUAUUCCUUUGUAUACAAAUAAGAAAAUAAAUGAAUUAUCAUUUGCAAAAAUGAAUAUUAAUAAUAAUUUUAAAAUUGAUGAGAACGAUGUAUCUAAAAUGUACGCGUGUAAAGAAGAUUACCUAAACCCUAAUUAUUUUUCUGAAGAAAAAAAUGAAUCAUGUAUUGAUAAUUUAGACAAGAUUAACAAUAGAAUGAAUGCAGAAAAAAAUAAGAAGAAAAAAAAAAAAAAUGAGAAGGAUAAAGAUAAGAUAAAAGAAAUAGAAACAGAAAUAGAAAUAGAUAAAAAUAGAAAAAUUACUAUAAAUGAAGAUGCCAAUAAAAAACAGAAGGAAGUGAAUAAUGGUAGCUACACUAGUAACAUUAAUGAAAAAGAAAAUAAUAAUGAUAAAAACUAUAAUGAAAAAAAAUUAGAUAAAAUGUAUUAUGUACAUACUGAAGAAGAAGAUAAACAAAAAAUGGAACAAACAUUAAGAGAACAAGAUAAUUUAUAUACUGAUAAAAAGAAUAAUUAUUACUGGGAAAAGAUUAAUAAUAAAAAGGGAAAUUUACCUUUUAUAGAGGAUAAUGAUAUAAAUGGAAAUUAUUUCUUAAUAAGUAAUAAUGCGAAAAAUGAAUCCUUAAAAAAUAGAAAAUAUUUAGAUAAAAAUGAAAUUGAUAUUCCACAAGAAAGUUUAUUGCAAAAAAUAAAAAAAAAAAACAUUGUAGAAAAUGUAAAUAAUAACCUUUUCUCCAGUAGCAAUAAAAAUGCCAAUUUGUCUAAUAAUAACAUUUUUUCUUCUAAUGAUAUUAAUAAAAUCCUAAACUUAAAUAUUAACGAAAAUCAAAAUUUAAAUAUAAAUUCUUUUCAUUCUAAGAAUAUUUCAAAUAGUACCUUCCCCAAUAUAUGUGUGAGUAAUAAUAAUAAAAAUAGAAAUAUAAUAGGAAUAAACAAUGGAAAUGAACCAGAUGAAAAUGAAUUAGAUGAAAACGAUAUAAAUAAUAACAUUUCUCAUUUUUUAUCAAGCAUAAAUACAAGUAAAAAAAGUACUUCUAACAUAGAUGCAAAACAAACCAAUAAAGAUGAUUUUCUUGAUAGAAAUGAAGAAUUAAUAGAAGAGACAAAGGAAAAAAAAUUAGAGAACAAUAUAAUUAAAAAAAUUAAUGAAAAAAUAAAAAUGGAUGAUAAUUUUUUGAAUAAAUUAAGUGAAGAAGAAAAAAGUGAACUAUUAAAGCAUAUAGCAUUAAGUAAUGUUAAAGCAACUGAUAUUUUUGAAAAUACGAAUCCAGAUAAUUCUAUGAUGUAUUUAAAUAAUAAUAACAAUAUAAACUUAAGCCUUAAUAAUUCUAAUUUAUUUAAUAUGAAAUUAUAUAAUAAUGAAAAUAUUAACAAAAAAAAUAAAAGUGUAAAUUUGAAUAGAAAUAUUACAUCUUAUAUGAAUAGAAAUGAAUUUUUAUCAUAUGAAAAUACUGUAAAUAAUAGAAAUGACUAUAAUUUAAAAAAUAUACCAGAUCAAAUAAAUAGAGAUGAAUCAUCAUAUUUAGAAUAUUUAUUAGCAAAAGCUUUUGAUGAAAAAAAUAAAUAUGAUAACUCAGCUAUGAAUGAAAUCGGAUGGUUGAAACACUUACAUUAUAAGAACAUACUUUCAAAUGAAAAUAAUUUAUUGAAUGAGUUUCAUAUAAGUUCAUUAAAAGAAAACAGUGUAUUAAAUAAAAAUAAAACUAUCAUGGAGAAUAAUAAUUCCAAUAAAGUAAUUGAAAAUAAAGAAGUAAUAUUAACUGAAUCUAAUUUGGAAAAUAGAAAAAUUAAAAGUAAUACAGUAAACAUAAAUAAAGGAGUUUCGGUUAGUCCUAAUACUUCAUCUAUGGUUAUGCAAAAUGUUAUAGGAAUAAAUAAUGCGGACUAUAGAAAUGCAUUUAAUAAUACUGAUGAAGAUACUAAAGUAACAAGAAAUAAUUAUUUAAAGGAAAAUAAUACUUAUUCAAUGGAAAAUGUUUUGCAUAAUAAUGAAAAUACAGCUACUAAUGAUAAUGAUUAUAAUUAUAAAAAUUUAAAUCAAAAUAUUAAUAAUAAUAACACAAACAUAAUAAAAAAUAUUCAAUUAAUGAAUAGAUUAAAUAAAAUAAAAGGUGAUAUUUGGCAAUAUAAAGAUCCUUCAGGAAAUAUACAAGGACCAUUCUCUUCGGAGCUCAUGUUUUAUUGGUGGUAUUUAAAUUAUUUUCCACAUGAUUUACCUAUUCGAUUUAGUGAAAAUAUGCCUUGGAUAAAAUUUAAUGAAAUGUUUCCUCCCGGAAGCUUUCCUUUUAUUCUUCCUUUAACUUUUAUGAAAAAAGAUUUUAACAAAAUAGAAUCAGAAAAUGAUUUUUAUAAUAUUAAUCACAAGAAUAUUUUUAAUAUUAAAGAAUUUAAUACAGUAGGAGAAAAGGAUAAUUUCAAUAAUGAAAAUAAUAGAGAAAUUGAUAAUAAUGUUUAUAAUAAGAAUGCGAAUAGUAUCUUUAAUAAAAAUGUUGAUAAUAUUUAUAAUAAUGACAUAAAAAAUGUUGCAUAUAACAAAGAAUAUAUAGGCAUGCUAAAUGAUAAAAAAUUACAAAUGGAAUUAUUAAUGUUACAAGAAAAAGGAUUAGAAUUAAUAAAGCAGAGACAAAAACAAAUUGAAAUAAUUAAACAAUUAAAUGAAGUAGAACAUCAACAAAAAAAAGGAAUAAAUACUGUUAAAAAUAAGGGAAAUGAUCAUCCUAUCAUAGUUGAUAAAAAUGAUUAUUUAGAUCAUAAUAAUAAAUUGAUAUCUGAAACAUUAACAAAAGAAUUAAAAGAAAUUUUAAAAAUUAAUAAUAAUAAUAAUAAUAAUAUAAAAUGUGAUAUGUCAAAUGAUAAGAAAGUUAGAGAUACCAUUAAUUAUGUUGACAAUUUUUUAAAUGCAAAUGAAAAUUCUGUUAGUAUUUUAAACUUAGCAAAUAAAAAUAAAAUAAAUGACAAAAUAAAUUUUUUAAGUAACGAAUCGUUGGAUAAAAAAGAAAAUAUAAUUAAUAUAAGUAACGAUACAAAGUUACCUAAUUUUUAUAAUAUAAAUACAAGCAAACAUGUAUUAAGUUCUUCACAAGGAACAAAUAUAGAUAAAAUAGGUAGCCAUGCUAACGAAAAUAAAACAAUUUUCAACAAAAAUAGCUCUACAACAGUAAGCAGUAAUGUUGACAAUACAUAUACAAAUAAAAAUAUUAAUAAUCAUUUAAGCAAUUUAAUGAAUAAUUGUAUUCUUCAAGAUAAUUUAGAUAAUAUAAAAAUAAACGAAAACAAAAUUAAUAAAAAUGAGGAACAUAAUUCUAACAAAAACAUAAAUAAUGAAACAUCAUCUAUUCAAGAAUCAAAGAAAAAAUUGAAUAAUGAAUUAAAAAGAAACGUUAAAGCAAAUAAAGAUAAUAAAAGAGUUUCUCAAAAAAAUGAAGAAAACAAAAAAAGGAAAAUAAGCACACCUAUUCAUAAUCAUGUAGAAGAAGAAGAAAUGAUAAAAGAAAAGAAUAAAAAUUCUGCAUUUCCUAAAAAAGAAAAAAGGGAUAUUAAAGAAAAGAAAAGUAAGAAAGAUGAAAAGAUGAAGGAUAAGGAAGAGAAGGAUAAGGAAAAAGAAAAAAAAAAAGAUAAAGAAGAAGAAAAAGUAAAAGAUAUAGAAGAAGGAAAAGAAAAAAAGAAGAAUAAAAAUAAAAAAAAAAAAAAAGAAGGAAUUAGUAAAAAUGAAGAUUCUUCUUUUCAACAAUCAGAAAAAGAGGAGCAAAGUGAAAAAAAAAAUAAAAAAGAGGUAAAGAAAGCGUGUUUAAAAGAUGAAGAAAAAAAGGAAAAUGAUAAUAUGAAAGAUGAAGAGAAAAGGGAAAAUGAAAACAUAAGAAAAGAAGAAAAGAAGAAAAACGGUAAUAUGAAGAAUGAAGAAAAAAAGAAAAAUAAUAAUACAAAAAAUGAGAAGGAAAAAGAGAAAGUAGAUAUAAGAAAUGAAGAAAAAAAGAAAUAUGAAAAUAUAAAAAAUGAAAAAGAAAAGGCAGAUAAUAAUAAUAACAAUAACAUAGGUAAAAAAAAAGUAGAAAAAAUGAAAUGGAGCAUAUCUGGUGAUAGAAAAAUUGAUAAAUUAGUAGACAUUAUGAAAGGAGAAGAAAAAAGUGUAAAUAUGAAAAUCAAAAUUGAAAAUUCCAAAAAAAAAGCAGUAAAUAAUAAUAAUAAUAAUAAAAAAUCAGGUUGGGAUGUAAAUUAUAGUAGUAAUGAAAAAAAUUCUGAUUAUAUUGAUUUUCCUUACUUAACUACAGGAAUUAAACAAAAUAAAACAAAAACAUCAAAUAAAAAUUCUUUCGGUAAAAUGAACAGUAAAAGCAAUCAAGUUAGUGUAGAAAUAAAUAAUAUAGAUAAAAAAAAUAAUAACAAUUCAAAUAAUAUGAAAAGCAAUACUAUUAAUAAUGAUAAUUUAAACAAUAAAAAAUUGAACGAAAAGAAAAAAUGGAAAAAUGAAAAUAAUGAUACUCAAGCCAAUAUAGAAAAUAAAAAAUUCCCACCACUGUUAUAUUCUUCUUCCUUGAAAUCUGAGAACAAAAAAAAAACAAAUUCUCCUGAACAAGAAUUAUUAGAUUUGAAACAAUUAACAAGUUCCUGCAAAUUACCCUUAGAUGACUCUUUACUUAAUUUUUUAAAAAAUUUCAAGAAAGCAGAAGAGAUAUAUGCCUUUCUUCAACAUAGUGUUGAGGAUAAAAAAAAAUUACACCAUUUUGCAAAUGAAUUUAUUAAAAUAAAUAACAAAAAUAAUUCAAAUAAUAAUCAAAAAAAAAAAAAAUUAUAA